AUGUUUUUCCUUUGGCUUAUAUUUUAUUCCCUUGUCAACUCUAGACAAUUAACUGCAGAGGGAGGAAAUUCAACAAGUGGACCAACAGAAUCACAUCACGUUCCAACACUUACUGGCGUAAUUAUUACAAUGGUACUUGGCACACUUUGCAUUUUCUUAACAAUCAUUCCAUUAUGUCUCAUAAAACAAGAAGAAGAGUUCAAAUACGAUCCUAGUAAGCCGUUGUUAGGCAACGCCCCUGUUGAUUGA
Trichomonas vaginalis G3 is the source of this 249-nucleotide messenger RNA. RefSeq lists its product as uncharacterized. The record is from RefSeq and is a predicted model, not a curated record. Lineage: Eukaryota; Parabasalia; Trichomonadida; Trichomonadidae. The transcript has a single exon. The coding region runs from base 1 to 249 and encodes 82 amino acids.